Molecule: messenger RNA, 1233 nt
Organism: Nicotiana tabacum (common tobacco)
Lineage: Eukaryota; Viridiplantae; Streptophyta; Magnoliopsida; Solanales; Solanaceae
Product: putative carboxylesterase 2
Molecular function (GO): hydrolase activity
Source: RefSeq, a predicted model, not a curated record
AUAUUAGCUUAACUGGACAAAAAUAAAAGCAAACAUCAACUGCACUCAAAAGACACCUCCGUAGUAACAAAUUAAUGUAGAUAUCACGUAAAUAUAUAUUUUGAAAGCAAAAAUCAACUAUAUAAUUCAAGGCGAAGGUAAUGGCUGCGAGCAAUGCAGAGCUGGAUUACGAGUUCCUACCAUAUCUUCGAGUCUACAAAAAUGGCCAUGUUGAGAGACUUUUAGGCAUUGAUUCAGUUCCAGCAGGCCCUGAUUCUCAAACUGGAGUUUCAUCCAAAGAUAUAUCAAACAUUAUUCCUGAUACUGAAGUCUAUGUUCGUAUUUAUGUCCCAAAUAUUUCCAUUCUCGGCAACCAAAAACUACCUCUUGUUAUUUACUUCCAUGGUGGAGGUUUUUGUAUGUUCACUCCAUCUUCAUCCAACUAUCAUAACUACCUCAACACCCUCGUGUCCGAAUCGCGAAUCAUCGCUGUUUCUGUUCAUUACAGAAGACCACCUGAACACCCUCUUCCUAUUGCCUAUGAAGAUUCAUGGCAAGCACUUCAAUGGGUUUUUUCUCAUUGUAAUGGCGAUGGUCAAGAGCCGUGGUUGAAUGAACACGCGAAUUUCGGGCGUGUUUUUCUCUCCGGUGACAGUGCGGGUGCUAACAUUGCUCAUAAUUUAGCAAUGGCUGCUGGAAGUGUUGAGCCAGAGCUUAUGGUUGAUAUUCUUGGUGUUGCUUUAGUCCACCCAUAUUUUUGGGGGUCGGGUUCAAUCGGGUCGGAGGCCUUGUACCCGGAUAAGAAGGCACAUGUGGACCGGUUGUGGUCUUUUGCGUGUCCUUCGAAUCCGGAUAAUGAUGACCCGAGAAUUAACCCGAUGUUAGAAGGUGAACCAAGCUUAACGAGUCUGGGUUGUCGUAGAGUCUUGAUUAGUGUAGCGGAGAAGGAUAUUUUGAAGGAUAGAGGUUGGGCUUACUAUCAAGCAUUGGGUCGGAGCGGAUGGAUGGGUGUGGUUGAGAUCCAAGAAACAGAAGGAGUGGAUCAUGUAUUUCAUUUGAAUAAUUUGCAGUGUCAAAAGUCCAAAGAUUUGAUCAAGAAUUUGGCUCAUUUCUUCAACAGAGAAAGGCCUCAUUUUCUUUAGAUUAAGCAUUAGGCUUUUUCUUGUUAUGGAUUUAUGAUGUAUAAUGCUUUUAGUCAUUCAUGUAAUAUUCUCUAGCUUACUAGAACAAUUUCAAAUUUAUUUUUGUAUUAUA